AUGAAUAAUCACGUCCGAGAGGAAGUGGAGCAAACAAUUCAACGCUCUACCCUUUCCAUCUCAAGGUCAUUCCCAAAUCCGAUUGAUCCAUCUGAAUCCAGACCAUUUAAGCUGCAGUUUGAGGGCAAUUUACCCUGCACACUUUUUACUGGGAACAAGGUUGAAGCUGAGGGGUCUUCACCUAUUAAGGUACUGCUACUCGACGCAGUUUCUGGGCAUCUAAUUACAGACGGUCCCUUGUCAUCGAAAAGGGUUGAAAUUGUGGUUGUUCAGGGUCAUUUCAAGGCCGAGCAACUAGAGAAAUGGACAAAGAGCGACUUCUGUAAACAUAUAGUAUCUAAGAGAAGUAACAAAGGAUCAUUGUUGGUUGGGCAAUAUGUGACUGCUUUACACAAUGGAAUUGGUUUUGUUAAUAACAUUUGCUUCAUGGAUAAUUCUAGUUGGGAUAGAAGCAAGAAGUUUAGGUUGGGGGCUAGAGUAGUGGCCGAAGAUGACCGAGUGAGGGAAGCAGUGAGUAAUGCUUUCCGAGUGAAAGAUCGUCGUGGAGAGAUCUAUCAGAAGCAUCACAUUCCAUCUUUAGACGAUGAAGUUUGGCGUUUGUAUUGGAUAGCAAAAGACGGGAAGAUCUGCAGAAAAUUGGAAGAAAAUCAGAUAUAUAAAACAGUAGAAUUUGGACAACAACUUUAUUUGAUAUGUGUAUAUUGUAGAUUGUCAAGGUAUCGCGAAAGAAGUGGAAGGAAAUUGUUGAUAAAAAUCAUUCAACAUGCUAAUUCCUGUUUUACAGAAAGUGAUGUUUGCACAAAUCUGAAUAACUCGGCUCAAAUUAACAUCCCUAUUGGUGGUACCAUCAACCCAAACACUGUUCCAUGUUCGAGUCUGCAGCAAUUUUGUGUCAAUGAUCAACAGGUGAUCCAAAUGCCAGAGUCCAAAGCAGGGGAGUAUAGCCAUCAGCUAGGUGACCAUUCCAUGGGUUUGGACAAUUCCUUGCUCGAAAAUUUAUUUAUUGGUUCACCGAAAGAUGUCUGCCUUCCACCUCUAAGUUACAAUAUGCCACCACCUUCCACCACUAUGCUCGACGGCCAGGCCUCAAGUUGGCAUCCUGACCAAUUACUAAGGGAAGAAGGCAUAGGGAUGCUCUCUUCUAUCCCUGGCGUGUCUGCUGAUGCUUCAGAGAACACGAACCCUGAAGCUGGUUUGGAGGAUAUUGGUUAAGCAUGAUGAAGGUGUUAUGAAUUCGCGAUUGUUUCAGUGUGUUAGGGUCAGUAUGAUACUUAGCCUGGCCUUAAGUAUUUGGAAAGGCAGGAGGCAAGGAAGUUAAGGGCUUGAAAUCGAGUUUUACCUUUUCUUAGCUAAUUUUCAUACUGCAUUUUGGUAUGGUUGUAUCAAGGCAGGAGUAUAAAUUAUGGCACAUAAAACAUGCUCUAUGUUUAAGAAUCCAGUUGUUCACUACGUCACUGUCUUAGUAACUUAGUUUAUAUGCCUCCUUCAAAAAAAAAAAUGAAAGAAAGAAAAAAGUUCUUAGUAUAUAUGCCCGAGACAAAUUUAAUGUGUAAUUUGACCAUAAAUAGGUCAUAGAUAGUGUUAAUGAGCACAUCUAGUUUGUGAACUCUUUGAGCUUAAUUCAAAAUUUUAAUGGGGGAACACACCAAAACUUUGAAAUUUUAAUGGCCGAACAUGUCAAAGCUCAGCUUAAGAAUCUCGUGAACAAGCUUGAUUUCUGUUAUAUUAUUUUAUUCUAUAUAUUACACAAGUAACAUCUAACUUAAAUUAAGAGUGAA
Chenopodium quinoa (quinoa) is the source of this 1778-nucleotide messenger RNA. RefSeq names its product calmodulin-binding protein 60 C-like. The transcript is spliced from 7 exons. Gene Ontology annotation, molecular function: DNA-binding transcription factor activity; sequence-specific DNA binding; calmodulin binding. Lineage: Eukaryota; Viridiplantae; Streptophyta; Magnoliopsida; Caryophyllales; Amaranthaceae. Bases 1 to 1212 code for a protein of 403 amino acids. Gene Ontology annotation, biological process: regulation of salicylic acid biosynthetic process. The record is from RefSeq and is a predicted model, not a curated record. Gene Ontology annotation, cellular component: nucleus.